This is a messenger RNA of Arabidopsis thaliana (thale cress), 656 nucleotides long. RefSeq names its product Homeodomain-like superfamily protein. The coding region runs from base 81 to 578 and encodes 165 amino acids. NCBI's taxonomy places the organism in Eukaryota, Viridiplantae, Streptophyta, Magnoliopsida, Brassicales, Brassicaceae. The record is from RefSeq and is marked reviewed. The transcript is spliced from 3 exons.
AAGGAACAACAAACCCUCUUCAGUGACAGACACAGACUGACAGAUUCCACAAACUAUUUUUCUUCAUUUUCUUGGAUAUUAUGGCUUUGAUUCCGCCGUGGACGAGAGACAAUGACAAGCGUUUUGAGUUAGCCCUGGUGAUAUUCCCUGAGGGCUCGCCGUAUUUUUUGGAGUACAUUGCCGAGUUUCUACAGAAACCUUUGGAGGAGGUGAAGUACUACUACGACGCAAUAUUGGUCUAUGAUGUUGUGCUGAUCGAAUCGGGUAAGUAUGCAUUACCCAAGUACCCGGAAGCCUAUUACGUGUCACUGACGGAAGCGACUGAGUCCAAACACGGGGAGACGAAUCAGAUACCGAGGAUAAUUCCUUGGACAGAAGAGGAACACAGGGAAUUUGUGACCUCAACACAAGUAGCAAGUCAUGCACAAAAGUAUGACAAAAGGCAAAAAUUGGACAGUAAGAAGAGGAAACGCUGGAGUGUCCUUGACAUAACUUUGGAGUCUACUAAGGGCAAGUCAGAUUUUGGGGAUGUUGAUGAUGAUGAUGUACUGAUGUAUAUAUCGGAUGAUGAUGAUUGAUGAACUGUAUAAGACCGGUUUGAACAAACUAUAAAUGUUUUGGGUUGCUUUGUAAAAGUAUAAAUGUUUUAAGACCCU